CGUUGGUUGGGUUGGGUUGGGUUGGGUUGGGUGGGUUGGAUUGGACGUCGCUGGGCGCAGGGGUGAGGUUGUCAUUGGAGAUGAUGUUGGUAUUCGGUUCUGCACGGGUUGAUGGGGAGAGGCGAUGGUGUGUAGAGCGCGAGCGGCGCACGGGGGGAGGGGCGGCGGGGGCAGUCGUGGGCAUUGCAGUCGAGGCGGUUGAUGAAGGGGUUGGCGGUAAGCCACGGAAGCGUGAGGAGGAGAACAAAAACAAGAGGAAGACGAAGAGGAAGACGGACAAAAGAAUGCACAACAAAGAAUGGGACGAUCUCAUUUCUAGGUAGAAGAAAAACAGAAAAAAGAGAGAAAAAGCGAAAAAGAAGAGAAAAUGGAGGGAGUCAUGGGCAAUGCAGCUGGAGCGGUUGAUGAAGCGGUUGACCCCGAGCCACAGAAGCGCGAGGACGGCAACAAGAAGAGCAAGACGAAGAGGCGAAUGACAAGAGAGAGAACAACAAACAGCGGGACCAAAAAAAAAAAAAAAAAAAAGAAAAGAAGAAGAAGCUAGGGAGGGAGCGGGGCAUCGAUGCAGUCAGUAGUAUAUAACGCUCUCCCUGGCUGAUGAGCAGGCCGGGGAAGGAAGUCGCGUGUAUUGCAGACAGACGCCCUCGAAUAUCUCGGUGUAUCUGCGGGCCACAUUGCAGCGGGGGCGUGUUGAGCUGACCUGAAAGGGUCCUGACCGGGCUGGGGACACACAGGCAUUCAUUGUUGGGGGGGCUCUUGGCUGUCCAUCCAUGCAUGGUAGUGUUCCCAGGUUGGGUGGGAGGGACAAGGAAGGACUGGCUCUGAGAGGGGAAGGAACGGCAAUAGUAUUUAGUUUUGAGCUCCCUUUUUUUUAGGACGUCAGUAGUAUUUUCAUGCAUUCAUGCAUGCAGAUGAAGGAUAAACGUUGUUGUGGAGAGGUUCGUUCUUUUUUUUCCUUCUCUUCUCGUUGUCUUGAGAACGUAUGGAUAGGCGCGGCGCUUUAUUUUAUAGGAUUUAGACACAUGUCGCAAGCCACUGACUAGAUAAUACCGGGUUCUUUAUUUAUUUUUUAUCGGGUUCUUUAUUUAUUUUUUAUUUUUUUUCUCCCAUGUUCUUUUAAGAUACGGGGUUCUGUUCGCCCCUUCAUUCAUUUGGUCUGGAUUGGACGCUCUAGUUGGGCCUCGGCCUGUGUAGAUAUAGAACUUCCGCCGUCUCUACGUAGCAAAUGAUGUCUCGGGUUCGUUCGCUCAAUAUAUCAUGAGGAAGAAAGUGGAUGAAAUCGACGUUGCCAGUAAAAAUCUGUUUUUUUUUUUGUUUUGUUUUUUUGUUUUGUUUUUUUUUCCGGUGCUGUUCCUUACGGUCAAUGAUGGUUGAUGGCCACAAUGAGGGUGAGGCAUAGUUGGUAUAUGGAGGUAGGUGAGUUGUGUCAGCAGCGGAAGAGGACAGAGAAURUGAUCACAAGUUUUGGUUUGCUCUCCAGAGGAUACCGUCGGGAUCGGGACGACAAUGACUAGAAAUGGAGCGAGGAAAGGGGAUGUGUUUGAGUCGGAUAUCGAGGAUAUGUGUUCGAUCCAGUUUUGUUUGCUCUGUAGAAUUGUAGGCGUGGGAAGACACGAACAGGAAAGUAGAUCUCAGCUGGUGUUCACUGACAGGGCGGGAGGAAUUACACAACGAGGUUUUUUUUUUUUUUUUUUUUUUUUGAAUUGCCCACGAGUUAUUCCGGGUCGUUGACAAAAUUUCAUCUCAUUUCGUAUAAUUUGUCGUCGGACGUCAGAGAGAGACUCCGUUAUAUCUUUUUGUGCCUUGCUCCACCACUCACUAAAUGUGCAAAAUGAGAAUGAAUCUUCUGCUACAAC
Molecule: messenger RNA, 1856 nt
Organism: Chara braunii
Lineage: Eukaryota; Viridiplantae; Streptophyta; Charophyceae; Charales; Characeae
Source: the annotation of a GenBank genome assembly